Molecule: messenger RNA, 911 nt
Organism: Argentina anserina (silverweed cinquefoil)
Lineage: Eukaryota; Viridiplantae; Streptophyta; Magnoliopsida; Rosales; Rosaceae
Exons: 1
Coding region: 140-772 (210 amino acids)
Source: RefSeq, a predicted model, not a curated record
UCAUCUCAUCAUCACCACAAACAAGUUCAAACAUUUCCUGUAGUUUCAUCAUCAACAGCUAGUUCAACACAAAGCAAAGCCACAACUACUUCUUACGAUCAUUUCCUUUUCGUUCUUCCAUCAGAAAAUAAAAAUAAACAUGGCUGAGAAGACACACCAGGCUUAUCCUCUGGCUCCGGCAAAUGGUUACGCAAGAAGCGAUAGAGAGUCUUUGUCCGAGGACGAUCUCAAGCGCAAGAAGAGAAUCAAGUGCUUUGCUUAUAUUGGUAUUUUCAUUGUAUUCCAGAUCGCAGUCAUGACUGUGUUUGGUCUCACUGUAAUGAAAGUUAAGACCCCUAAGGUCAGACUCGGCACAAGCUCCCUCACAGGAUUCACUUCAUCCUCUACAACUCCUUCGUUCAGUACAACCUUCAAUACCCAAAUCAGAGUCAAGAACACCAACUGGGGUCCUUACAAGUUCGACGAAGGCGUCGUGACAUUCAUGUACCAAGGUACAUCUGUCGGGACAUUCACUGUACCCAAGGGCAAGGCCGGGAUGAAAGGCACAAAGAAGGUGAACGCCGUUGUGAGCUUGAACACCGAUGCAUUGACGACCAGCUCCACCCUCGGCAGUGAAUUGAGCGGUGGGGUGUUGUCCCUAACUAGCGAGGCAAAACUGACCGGAAAGGUGGAGUUGAUGUUGAUCAUGAAGAAGAAGAAGUCUGCGAGUAUGAGCUGCACCAUACAAAUUGAUGUGUCCGGACAAACGGUCAAAAGCUUAGAAUGCAAGUGAUAAACUACAACGAGUUGAGACUAGCUCUUCAGUUUGCUUUGAUUAUUGAUUUUUUCAUUCUUUUUCUGUAUGACGUACGCCUUGGCUUUGUUGUAGUAGAGCUAUACAUAUAUUGGAUGUCAUUCAUAUAUUUUCAGUA